Messenger RNA from Onychomys torridus (southern grasshopper mouse), 3452 nucleotides. It is a transcript of the gene Ankmy1, whose product is annotated as ankyrin repeat and MYND domain containing 1. The coding region runs from base 1 to 3198 and encodes 1065 amino acids. The transcript is spliced from 17 exons. Gene Ontology annotation, molecular function: protein binding. The record is from RefSeq and is a predicted model, not a curated record. Lineage: Eukaryota; Metazoa; Chordata; Mammalia; Rodentia; Cricetidae.
AUGGACGACGUUCGUUCCGUUGUCACUUUGGACUCCCAAGGCUCGAAAACAAUCAGCUCCAGAGGUCUGGAGGGGCGAAGUGGUCAGUCUCCUGACACUGAGAGCCAGGACUCCGUGAGGAGCUACACCUUCUUCUCCAGAAGGUGCAGGGGACCCGCUGGCAGGAAGGAGGAUGAGGAGGAUUCUGAAAGCCCCCUGAGAGAGCAGGACCUGAAGGAGGCCUACAUCCAGCUCGUUCAAGGGGUGCAGGAGUGGCAGGAUGGCUGUGUCUACAGAGGGGAGUUCGGACUCAACAUGAAGCUUGGAUAUGGCGAGUUCUCUUGGCCCACAGGCGAGACCUACCGAGGGCAGUUUUACAGGGACCAUUGCCAUGGUGUGGGCACCUACAGAUGGCCGGAUGGCUCCAGCUUCACAGGCAUGUUUUACCUCAGCCAACGAGAAGGCUAUGGCACCAUGUUCAUGAAAACCAAGUUAUUCCAGGGACUGUAUAAAGAGGACCUACGGUUCGGGCCAGGCAUUGAGACCUACCCAGAUGGCAGUCAGGAUGUUGGACUGUGGUUCCGUGAGCACCUCCUCAAGCUGGGGACAGAGGUUCCCAACAGCUUCUCCUUGCUGAACUAUCCAGAAUUCUUAGACUUCCUCACAAGCUCAAGGGGGAGAAUCAGUCUCUCAGAUGAGGAGAAGGUGGAGUCGGGUCUUCCUGAGGAGCAGGACCCUUUCUUCUAUGAAUAUAAACGGUUUCUCCUGAAUGAUGACCUAACGCUGCCUCCAGAGGUGCAUGUCUAUUCGACGGACAACAGCCACCUGCCCAUGACAGGCUCCCUGCGCAGAGAGCUGGAUGACCGCAUCUUCAUGAAUGAGAUCCCUCCAUUCAUUGAGGAUGAAGAACCCUGGCUUAUAACAAAUGAGACUCCUUUGUUGGUCAAAAUCCAGAAGCAAACUUACAAGUUCAGGAACAAGAGUGCUCACACCAGCUGGAACAUAGCUGCCAUCCUGGAGGGAAACCGCAGCUGCUUUGGGCCCACUGGCCCUAAGGAGGAUAUUUCCAGGGAGAUGAUCCUGAAGGCUGAGGAAGGGGACUAUAACUGGAUUUUUGGAGUCCUGAGGGACAACCUUGCCUGUGCUGAUGUGGCCGACUCCAAGGGCUACACUGUGCUUGCUGCUGCAGCAGUCAAUUCGCACUGUGACAUUGUCAACCUUCUCCUGGAUUAUGGGGCUGAUGUGAACAAGCUCUCAGAUGAGGGCCUCUCACCCCUCAACAUGUGCUUCCUCCACUAUUACCCCAGCAAAUUCUUCCAGCCCAACGUUGCUGAGAGGACCCUGCCCCAGGAACCUUCCAAAUCCUUGAUCACCCACAAAAUCUCAUUCUUGUUUGGAGAGCAAAACAUAGAUUAUUUCUAUGAUACUGGCAUGUUCACCCCCAUUGGAGAGGACUAUAAGUCAUCACCCCUCUCAAGCAGCCUGGAUGAUGCCCUGGUCCUGGGUCCUGUACAAUCUCGAGAGUCUUUCAUCUGGAGGAGCAAUGUGGCUCACAAGCGAGACACCCCCUCAGUGAAGAGUCCCAGCAGUGACAUAGAGAAAAAGCCAGAGGGCACGGCAGAAAAUGUGGAUGCCAGCACCAUGUACAGCAUUGAUACAAACUUCGAGUCUAACGUGUGCAUGCGAAACUACUCCAUCCACGUCUCGAAGGACAUUCUGGAGAAGAGUGCCCAGGCUUACAGUUCAUUGCUAAACAUCCCCUCCUAUUUGGACAAAGGGACUGUGAGGAAAAUGGCACAGACCAUGGCUGAACGUAGAAACCGCUGGCUGACCAUCAAGCUGCUGCUGCGUCGAGGAGCUGAUCCCAACCUGUGUCAAGUACCCAUGCAGGCCCUGUUUUUUGCCGUGAAGGCUGGGGAUGUGGAUGGGGUGAGGCUGUUGCUGGAGAGUGGGGCCCGGACUGAUAUUCAGUAUCCUCCACAGAUGCAGUCUCUGACUCCGCUCCACAUUGCAGCCUCACUUCCCGGGGAGGAGGGCGUCAAGAUCACGGAGCUGCUGCUCCACGCGGUGACUGAUGUGGAUGCCAAGGCAGCCGACAAGGACUAUGUCUACAAAGCCGGCAAGACUGACCUCCUGCCUUCAAGCCUGAAGCUCAACAACGAGCCAGGCCCACCUAGCAGCUACUACACGGAGAGCACCUUCAUCCCAGAGGAGGGCGGACGCACAGCUCUGCAUGUCGCCUGUGAGCGGGAGGACAACAAGAAGUGUGCCAGGGACAUCGUCCGGCUCCUUCUCUCACACAGAGCGAAUCCAAACGUGCUGUGGAGCGGCCACUCCCCGCUCUCCCUGUCCAUCGCCAGUGGGAACGACCUGGUUGUGAAGGAACUCCUGUCUCAGGGAGCUGACCCCAACUUGCCUCUGACCAAAGGCUUGGGCACCGCCCUGUGUGUUGUGUGCGACCUGACCUGUGAGCAACAGAGGAGCACCGAGAACAAGAUUGCCCUGAUUGACCGGCUCAUUAGCUACGGGGCUGAUGUCCUGAAACCCGUGGUGCUUACGCAAGGUGAAAGGACGGCAGUGGGAACGGCCGUGGACUAUGGUUACUUCAAAUUCUACCAGGACAGGAAGAUUGCCCACUGUCCCUUCCAUGCUCUGAUGCCCUCAGAGCGGGAGACAUUCUUAGCCCGGAAAAGGCUGCUAGAAUAUAUGGGUUUGCAAUUACGGCGUGCUGUCCUUAGCAAAGAGAGUCAGCUGGACGUAAAGGCCUUGUACCUGAGCAAGAGAGUAGAGCUGUCCCCUAGCCACAGGCUGAAGAAGAGGACCUCCAGCCUGCCGAAGAGCUCGGCCACAGCAAAGCAGCCCCUUGCCUUUUACAAGUUUUGCUACCAGUGCGGUCGUUCCAUUGGGGUCCGCCUCACACCCUGUCCCCGCUGCUAUGGGAUCCUGACCUGCAGCAAGUACUGCAAGACCAAGGCCUGGACUGACUUCCAUAAGAAGGACUGCAAUGACAUCAUGAUCAUGAGGAGGGUGACCAUCCCGCUGAUAAUGGACCAAGAGCAGACACACAAGGCAUCUACCAGUGUCCAGUUCAAAAAGAACCUAAAGCAGAACAAGGUGUCCAAUGAGAGAUCUCGAAGCCGAACCAGGCGUACACAAAGCGGACAACCUACUGGACUGCUUGACACAAUGUUCCAUCUGAACUCACCAGUGAGCACCUGAUUGCCAAAUUCUCUCCACAGGGCUCUACUGAGUCUUUACCUUACUCCAAGGCUGUCUAUCCUGGCCACAUGAGGGGACAGGACUGCACUCCCUCCCUCUCCCAGGGAGGAAUCUGGGCCACCUGGCACCAGGGCUUCCCAGGACUUGCAAAGAUGCAGAAAGUGAGGAUGCAGCUGCCAACCUGGGCCUGGGCUCUGCAGGUAUCCGUGGGUAGGAUCUAAUACCCAGCAGGAGCUUGCCCUUUGGAGGAGCGU